GAAAAACGGGCAGACAAUUCAACGAGCAAGAAACUAUAUGGCUUGGCGGUGUACCAUUAAUACAUUUGCCUUGUAGCUUCCCAAUAUAUUUAAUCGGUGUGUACUAUAACGGGUUAUUGCUAAACGAUCUGGCAGCUGGACUUUACCAUCGAUCGUUUGUCAAAGUAACGGCUUACGAUACUGUUAGGCACGUGCAAAACAGUUUCAUCAGGCUGGCGCCUGGAAGUCCAUUUACGAG
This is a messenger RNA of Dicrocoelium dendriticum, 238 nucleotides long. The record is from the annotation of a GenBank genome assembly. NCBI's taxonomy places the organism in Eukaryota, Metazoa, Platyhelminthes, Trematoda, Plagiorchiida, Dicrocoeliidae.